Molecule: messenger RNA, 1095 nt
Organism: Geosmithia morbida
Lineage: Eukaryota; Fungi; Ascomycota; Sordariomycetes; Hypocreales; Bionectriaceae
Product: protein of unknown function (DUF383)
Exons: 4
Coding region: 1-1095 (364 amino acids)
Source: RefSeq, a predicted model, not a curated record
AUGCCCUCGGAACUAGAAGAGCUCACGGGCUUCAUGGCCAAUCCCAACCCUCAGAUUCGCAAGAUUGCCCUGGAAAACUUGGUCCCGUACUCGACGGCUGAGCCGACAGUCUUCAAGAUCAACAAUCUAGAGCCCAUCAAGCACCUCAAGAAUCUGAUACUGGAUCACCCGAAAAUAGCCGACCAUGUCCUCACCAUCCUGGUCAACUUAUCCGGCGACCAAGCCGUUCUGGAGAACCUAGCCUCAGACGACAAGUUCCUCAGCGCGGUCUUCAGACACAUAAUUAACCCGGAGGAGCCCAACGCCAACGUUCUGGCAAUGCUUCUAGCCAACCUAGUCAAGAACGACUCGCUCAAGACCAUCCUGCAGCGCAAGCAGCCGGCGCCUGAGGAGCUCAGGACGGACGACACUAUCCUCAACCAGCUGGUGGACCUGUUCGUGCGCGGCCAGGACGGCGCGUACAACAAGGGCGCCGACUACGACUACCUAGCCUACGUCUUCGCCGACCUCUCCAAGCACGACGACGUGCGGCGCUACUUCCUCGAGCCGCAGCCGUACGACGGCGUCGUGCCCCUGUCCAAGCUCAAGGUCUUCACCGAGCACAGGUCCGACAUACGCCGGAAAGGCGUGGCCAGCACCAUCAAGAACGUCGCCUUCGAGGUUGGCGCCCACCCGGCCCUUCUCGACCACGAGAGCGACGUCGGCAUCCUGCCUUACGUGCUCCUCCCCAUAACCGGAAGCGAGGAGUACGACGUCGACGACACAAUGGACAUGCUGCCCGACCUGCAGCUGCUGCCGCCCGACAAGCAGCGCGACCCGGACAGCGCCAACAUCGUCACCCACCUCGAGACCCUCAUGCUGCUCACUACCACCCGCCAGGGCCGCGACCACCUCCGUCAGAUCAAGGUCUACCCCAUCGUCAGGGAGACCCACGCCCACGUCGACGAUGCCGAUGUCAAGGAGGCCUGCGACCGCUUCGUACAGGUCAUCAUGCGUGACGAGGAGGACACCGAGAAGAAGGACGGUGACUCUGCCGCUGUCCCGGACGAGAGGGUAAAGGAGGUCGAUGAGGAGGAUGAGCUCGUCGAGGUCUAG